Molecule: messenger RNA, 600 nt
Organism: Drosophila obscura
Lineage: Eukaryota; Metazoa; Arthropoda; Insecta; Diptera; Drosophilidae
Exons: 1
Coding region: 80-472 (130 amino acids)
Source: RefSeq, a predicted model, not a curated record
UUAGUCAGUUCUAAACUCAAACGUUUACAGUCAACUACAAAUUUCAAGUUUUCUUUAUUUAUUUAUUUUUGAAAUCGCCAUGUCCUCCCGAGUUCCCGAAGUAGAGAUGUGGAAUGUGUCGAAAAGUUGCCGGAAAACACGCGAAUCGCUGUUUGCUUUUGCUCCCAAACUUCCCAAACUGUCGUUUGUCAACUACCAGGAUCUGUACGGCGUGGACUCAUUCUACAUGGAGUGCCAGAAACACAGGGAUUAUUACCGGGACCCCUAUGACAAACUGCUACGUCCGCAGAGUUUUGUACGCACGGGAAGACGCCCCGUCAAACCGGAUUUGCUGAGCAUGCCCAUGUCAUGGCAUCAGGAGAGUAAGCCGCUGGUGUUUCCCAUGGAAUAUGGCAGGCAUUCGACUUUGGGCAGGGGCUUCCAAAUGGUGGAGCGCAACAGCAGAUAUCAUGACACGUUCUUCUUACGAUGAAGCAGCCGACACAUACACACAAACUUGCGAAAACACACGCAUGCACGGUGGCAUCAAAGGAUAAUGACGGAGAUGUAUACAAAAUUAUAAAUGUUCAAAUAAAAGCAAAUUAAGUGUGGUUGUCCAAA